Molecule: messenger RNA, 8287 nt
Organism: Brienomyrus brachyistius
Lineage: Eukaryota; Metazoa; Chordata; Actinopteri; Osteoglossiformes; Mormyridae
Gene: brsk1b
Product: BR serine/threonine kinase 1b
Exons: 19
Coding region: 1386-3911 (841 amino acids)
Biological process (GO): protein phosphorylation; microtubule cytoskeleton organization; intracellular signal transduction
Cellular component (GO): cytoplasm
Molecular function (GO): ATP binding; protein serine/threonine kinase activity; tau-protein kinase activity
Source: RefSeq, a predicted model, not a curated record
CAGGAGGGCGGCGACAUGCCGCUUUUACACAAGUGUGUGCAGCUCUGCGGUCCCUUUGGACUAUUAGGGUUUUCUCAUUUUUAACAUAAACAAUAGCUACGGCUCAGGCUCCGCCCUGUGGCGUGCUAGAGGAAAAAUGAAGGCAACAAGACGGAAAAAGGUUAGAAUAUUACCAAAUAUCACAAGUUACCAUGCAACGUGAAGGGGAACAAGGUGUAUGGGGGAAGGAAGGCGUGUUGGGAUAAAAGGAAAAAGGGAGGAGGCUGGGGGAAGGAGGGAGAGGGACCCGGAUGCUGAUGCUGCUUGUGUUGGACGAGGAGGAGGAAGAGAGGAGAUACAAAAUAACAGUUUACGUGAAGAGAUAUCGGGAAGCAGGGGAGCGGCACACGGCACCUUCCGGAGCAUCUGCGGCUUUAGAAGGGCACCUGGGAGCGGAGCGCAUCGGGGAGGACGGAGAGAUAAAACGCUGUGACAUGGACACGCCGCUGGGAGGGGAAGCCGCUCGCCUAGGAUGCCCGAUUCACCCGCAACAUUAAAGCCACGAAACGCGGAGCAGAUCCAGCGGCCGGUGUCGGGAAGGCACGAUUAGGCAGCGAAGCGCCGGGAGCGGAGCCGUACGGGCACGGCGAGGGCGGUGCGCUUUAAAGCCCUCCAUCCGCCUCUAAACUGCGGAUCCGCAAGACACGACAACCGGCAUCCCAUGCAAUAUAUACAUACAUAACACAAGAUCUGUAUGUAUAUGAUAGUAGGGGUUGCCUGAACACAUUUGGAUAAGGAUCGCAAUGAAAAGGUCGCGAUAGUCGGAUAGACGGCGGGGCAGGGAAGAGGGGGUGCAGCGAGACGGGCUGGUGUGCACUCCUCUCUAUAUAACACCAGCGGAGCACUUAUACCGCUUAUGCGUGUGAUCAACCCGCUGACUCCACGCUGAAAUAUUUAACCCAUUACUCUUUGUAUUAAUAGGCCUAUUUAUUGCAUUAACGAAUCAUACUGCUUUUGGUGAUACUUCUCUGUAGCUAAUUUGGUAUUUCUGGUUCUAUUUAAACAACCCAGUCUGUUUCAUUCGCAUAUCUCAUACUCAUUGUAUCCUUUUCUCUAGUAAUUUCCCUUCGGUUACCCGAAAUUGAUGGAUCUUGACAUGGGAUAUUACCCGAGGUCGCUCAUUUAAAAUAAAUGCGAAUAAUCGCAGAUGGAAAGAGCAGAGUAACGUGGCUUCGUAGGAGCUGGCGUAGGCCACAGAUGACUGUCCGUUGGCCCUGUCCGUGUUCCCGUCCGUGUCCCUCCCCAUGGUCCUGUAAUGCCCUCACAGCCUGACACGCACACCGCUCCCCGGACGUAUGUAGCUCAUCAUCAGCAACGCAGUGGCAUUUGAUUAAACACGUCGCACCAUGUCCGCCAAGGAGCUGUCGGUGACUCUGUCCGCCCAGUACGUCGGGCCUUACCGCCUGGAGAAAACGCUGGGCAAAGGACAGACAGGCCUGGUGAAGCUGGGAAUUCACUGCAUCACGGGACAGAAGGUGGCCAUUAAGAUUGUGAACAGGGAGAAGCUGUCUGAGUCGGUUCUGAUGAAGGUGGAGAGGGAGAUCGCAAUUCUAAAGCUGAUAGAGCAUCCGCACGUGCUGAAACUGCAUGACGUCUAUGAGAAUAACAAAUACCUGUACCUUGUGCUGGAACACGUGUCUGGAGGAGAGCUCUUCGAUUACUUGGUGAAGAAGGGUCGACUCACGCCUAAAGAGGCUCGCAAAUUCUUCCGCCAGAUCAUUUCUGCACUGGACUUCUGCCAUAGCCAUUCUAUCUGUCACAGGGACCUGAAGCCGGAGAACCUCCUGCUUGAUGAAAAAAACAACAUUCGCAUUGCAGACUUUGGCAUGGCAUCCCUGCAGGUGGGGGACAGUCUGUUAGAGACCAGUUGCGGAUCCCCUCACUAUGCAUGUCCGGAGGUCAUCAGGGGGGAGAAGUACGAUGGCAGGAAGGCUGAUGUUUGGAGCUGUGGGGUGAUCCUGUUUGCCUUGCUUGUGGGCGCGCUGCCAUUUGACCACGACAACCUGCGUCAGCUCCUGGAGAAGGUGAAGAGUGGGCUGUUCCACAUGCCCCAUUUUAUCCCCCCCGACUGUCAGGCGCUGCUCAAAGGCAUGAUAGAGGUCAACCCAGAGAAGCGGCUCACGUUAGAAGCAAUACAGAAACACGCCUGGUACCUGGGGGGCCGUAAUGAGCCAUGCCCCGAGCAGCCGCCCCCCAGGCGCGUGUGUAUACGGCGCAUCACGUCGCUGACGGAGCUGGACCCCGACGUGCUGGAGAGCAUGCACUCCCUGGGCUGCUUCCGUGACCGCGUCAAGCUGGCCCGCGACCUGCAGUGUGAUGAAGAUAACCAGGAGAAAAUGAUCUACUACCUCCUACUGGACCGUAAGGAGAGGUAUCCCAGCUGUGAGGAUGAGGACCUCCCCCCCAGGAAUGACAUAGAUCCCCCCCGGAAGCGCGUGGACUCGCCCAUGCUGUCACGGCAUGGUCGCUGCUGGCCUGAGAGGAAGAGCCUGGAGGUGCUAAGUGUCACGGAGCAGGGCAGCCCCACGGCGCCGCGCCGGGCACUCGACUCCGCCGCACACAGCCAGAGGUCUCGCUCUGUCAGCGGCGCCUCCACCGGCCUGUCCUGCAGCCCCCUCAGCAGCCCGCGGAGCCCAGUUUUCACUUUCAGCCAAUCAGACGUCACAUCUGCCACCACCAUUCAGAAUAAGGACUUCAAACCAGGAAAUGGCGCCACCCCCAGGGUCUCCCAGCGCAUGUCUGACCAAAAAACCCAUACUCUACCUUCCAAGACCCCCUCUGAUCGUCCCCCCCUCCAAUCCAUGAAAUCUCUUCCUCUUCAGACACCACCCUCCUGCUCGCCUUCGCCCUCCCCGCUCCUCUCCCCCAUCCCUCGCUUUUUCUUUUUCCCUGCUCCCUCUGUCCUUAAGGCUGUCUAUCCUAACCCUCUGCCGCAGGUCACGCCGCAGGCCUCUCCGCUCCCUACCCCGCUCGGCACUCCUGUGCACCACCCCCAGCACCCUCCCCACACCCCGCCCUCUUCUUCCUCCUCCUCCUCCUCUUCACGGGCUGAGGGAGGCGGAGUGGGUUGCGGCUCCCUGUCCCUCACCCCACCCUCCAGUCCGGGGGGCAGUGGGGGCGUGGCUGUUAGCUCCUCUGCCCACUGGAGGACCCGACUCAACUCGUUCAAGAACAACCUGCUGGGCUCACCUCGAUUCCACCGCCGCAAGCUGCAGGUACCGACCUCAGAGGACAUGUCCAGCCUGACUCCGGAGUCCAGCCCGGAGCUAGCCAAGAAAUCCUGGUUUGGGAACUUUAUCAGCCUGGAGAAGGAGGAGCAGAUCUUCAUGGUGAUCCGAGACAAGCCCUUGAGCUCCAUCAAGGCUGACAUUGUCCACGCCUUUCUCUCCAUCCCAUCCCUCAGUCACAGUGUCGUCUCCCAGACCAGUUUCAGGGCUGAGCACAAGGCUGCGGGGGGGCCUUCUGUCUUCCAAAAGCCCAUCAAGUUCCACGUGGACAUCGCCGUCUCGGAGCGUGAGAGGGAGCGAGAGAGGGAGAGAGCAGACAGGGAGGGCAGGAGGCGAACAGGCAUCUUCAGCGUCACUUUCACCCUCAUAUCGGGUCCCAGUCGCCGGUUCAAAAGAGUGGUGGAGACGAUUCAGGCCCAGCUCCUCAGCACUCACGACCAGCCCUCUGUACAAGCACUCGUCGACGAGAAGAACGGGCAGCUCACCCCCAGGUCCCCUGGGACCCCUACACGGCGCUGGGACAGCGGGGGCGAGCGGGCAGAGCGUGGGGAGCGCAGUGAUGGGGGAAGUGCGUUGCAGUGCCGAGGCUCCAGCAGAGACAAAGCUAGACUGCUCUCCACCAAUGGAACCCAGUCCCAGCCCUGAGCAGGAGACCCCACGGUCGCCCCCAGUGGCCAAAGGUCAUCACUGCAGUCCGACCAGAAAUGCCAACGAGAUCAAAGAAAAGGGCAAAUUGAUCUCCUGUUAAAGAAAGCCUGGCAAACAAUCUUCGUCCAACUGGUGGUAAAGCCUCAAUAAAAGAUCAACAUAAAGCUUUUGGUAUCAGCAGAAAUCCUCCAUUUUUUUUCUGUUUUUCAACAUGCAUAUGCAGAGAAAAAAAGGGAAGGAGAUGUCAGAUUGGACCCUGAGACGUGAGACUGUGUGCCCUUAGUGUGCCCCUCUUUGGUCACCACAGCAGUGACACGCCAGUCCGUCAGCAAAGUGAAAUGUACGUUGGUACUGAUAUCACUGACACAAAAUCAUCUGCUGUAGAAUUUUUGAGUGUUUUUUUUUUCUUUGCCGUUUAUUGACCAUUUUGGUAUAUCAGACUCCCCCAGUGAUGAGAGGGGCUGGACAUGAAUCUGUGCUGUCAAUGACUGAGGUUCGGGGAAGGUGAAUCCCCCCCCCCACCCCCACCCCAACCAUAUUGGACCAAAAAAAGCAAAGUCUUUUGGGACAGAUUAUUUGAAUGAGCAGGAAUAUGACACAUUUUCCCAUCAAACCAUUGGCUGCUUAAGCUCUUUUCAGUAUGAGUACUGAAGCGAUGUUGUCUUCAGUCAGACCUUAUGCAAAUAAAAGAAGAAGGGGAGUUAGACCAUAGCAGCCUGCAGGACAUUGUGACCUGCAGAGAGAAAGAGAGAGAGGGGACUCUGUAGGGACACAUGUGACAAAGGAUGACAGAGGGACCUGCAGGGAUGAGUGUGACAGAGGGACCUGCAGGGAUGAGUGUGACAGAGGGUGACAGAGGGACCUGCAAGGAUGAGUGUGACAGGGCGACAGAGGGACCUGCAGGGAUGAGUGUGACAGAGGGCGACAGAGGGACCUGCAGGGAUGAGUGUGAAAGAGGGACCUGCAGGGAUGAGUGUGACAGAGGGCAACCGAGGGACCUGCAGGGAUGAGUGUGACAGAGGGCGACAGAGGGACCUGCAGGGAUGAGUGUGACAGAGGGCGACAGAGGGACCUGCAGGGAUGAGUGUGACAGAGGGCGACAGAGGGACCUGCAGGGAUGAGUGUGAAAGAGGGACCUGCAGGGAUGAGUGUGACAGAGGGCGACAGAGGGACCUGCAGGGAUGAGUGUGAAAGAGGGACCUGCAGGGAUGAGUGUGACAGAGGGCGACAGAGGGACCUGCAGGGAUGAGUGUGACAGAGGGCGACAGAGGGACCUGCAGGGAUGAGUGCGACAGAGGGCGACAGAGGGACCUGCAGGGAUGAGUGUGACAGAGGGUGACAGAGGGACCUGCAGGGAUGAGUGUGACAGAGGGCGACAGAUGGACCUGCAGGGAUGAGUGUGACAGGGCGACAGAGGGACCUGCAGGGAUGAGUGUGAAAGAGGGACCUGCAGGGAUGAGUGUGACAGAGGGCAACCGAGGGACCUGCAGGGAUGAGUGUGACAGAGGGCGACAGAGGGACCUGCAGGGAUGAGUGUGACAGAGGGACCUGCAGGGAUGAGUGUGAAAGAGGGACCUGCAGGGAUGAGUGUGAAAGAGGGACCUGCAGGGAUGAGUGUGACAGAGGGCGACAGAGGGACCUGCAGGGAUGAGUGUGACAGAGGGCGACAGAGGGACCUGCAGGGAUGAGUGCGACAGAGGGCGACAGAGGGACCUGCAGGGAUGAGUGUGACAGAGGGCGACAGAGGGACCUGCAGGGAUGAGUGUGACAGGGCGACAGAGGGACCUGCAGGGAUGAGUGUGAAAGAGGGACCUGCAGGGAUGAGUGUGACAGAGGGCAACCGAGGGACCUGCAGGGAUGAGUGUGACAGAGGGCGACAGAGGGACCUGCAGGGAUGAGUGUGAAAGAGGGACCUGCAGGGAUGAGUGUGACAGAGGGCGACAGAGGGACCUGCAGGGAUGAGUGUGAUAGAGGGCGACAGAGGGACCUGCAGGGAUGAGUGUGACAGAGGGUGACAGAGGGACCUGCAGGGAUGAGUGUGACAGAGGGACCUGCAGGGAUGAGUGUGAUAGAGGGUGACAGAGGGACCUGCAGGGAUGAGUGUGACAGAGGGACCUGCAGGGAUGAGUGUGACAGAGGGCGACAGAAGGACCUGCAGGGAUGAGUGUGACAGAGGGCGACAGAGGGACCUGCAGGGAUGAGUGUGACAGAGGGACCUGCAGGGAUGAGUGUGACAGAGGGCGACAGAAGGACCUGCAGGGAUGAGUGUGACAGAGGGACCUGCAGGGAUGAGUGUGAUAGAGGGACCUGCAGGGAUGAGUGUGAUAGAGGGACCUGCAGGGAUGAGUGUGAUAGAGGGACCUGCAGGGAUGAGUGUGACAGAGGGUGACAGAAGGACCUGCAGGGAUGAGUGUGACAGAGGGACCUGCAGGGAUGAGUGUGACAGAGGGACCUGCAGGGAUGAGUGUGACAGAGGGACCUGCAGGGAUGAGUGUGACAGAGGGACCUGCAGGGAUGAGUGUGACAGAGGGUGACAGAAGGACCUGCAGGGAUGAGUGUGACAGAGGGACCUGCAGGGAUGAGUGUGAUAGAGGGUGACAGAGGGUCACCAACGCAGAGCACAAGUAAAACUUUUUAAUAAGACAAUGACAAAACAAGAUGUGAAGUGACUGCGACACAUCCAUCUAUGUAUCCAACUAUCUGUCUAUCCAUCUAUCUAUCUAUCAAUCCAUCCAUCCAUUUUGUGGAGGGGGGGGCUUCUCAGCUCCGGGCAGACUGGGGAGGGGGGGAGGGCUACACCGAGCGAGUGAGUCAGGAGUGUGUGGGAAUGGGGCUGUGGGGCAGGUGGCCAGAUCCAGUGGCUCCUGGGCAGGCAGGAGACUUACUGAAAUGCUGCACUUCUGGCUACUGCCUCUGUUCUGACUUUUGAGGGUGUUUACAGCUAAAUGUGAAAAUACAGAACAGGGACAGAUUGAGAAAACCUUCAGUGAAACUGCAAAAAAACAAAAAAAAAACAAAAAGGGGAUGAGUUAAAGGCUAAGGAAGAAUCUGAGGAGUCUGAGAUCCAGUGGCAGUGAGGGGAAGAGCCUUAGGCCUGAUGGCAGGGAGGGGAGGAGUCUGAGAUCCAGUGGCAGUGAGGGGAAGAGCCUUGGGCCUGAUGGCAGGGAGGGGAGGAGUCUGAGAUCCAGUGGCAGUGAGGGGAAGAGCCUUGGGCCUGAUGGCAGGGAGGGGAGGAGUCUGAGAUCCAGUGGCAGUGAGGGGAAGAGCCUUGGGCCUGAUGGCAGGGAGGGGAGGAGUCUGAGAUCCAGUGGCAGUGAGGGGAAGAGCCUUGGGCCUGAUGGCAGGGAGGGGAGGAGUCUGAGAUCCAGUGGCAGUGAGGGGAAGAGCCUUGGGCCUGAUGGCAGGGAGGGGAGGAGUCUGAGAUCCAGUGGCAGUGAGGGGAAGAGCCUUAGGCCCGAUGGCACUGAGGGGAGGAGUCUGAGAUCCAGUGGCAGUGAGGGGAAGAGCCUUGGGCCUGAUGGCAGUGAGGGGAGGAGCCUGGGAUCCAAUUGCAGCAAGCGGAGGAGCCUUGGGCCUGAGGGCUACACUGUCAGCAGUGACGUUUGUUCCCCCUCCCCGUCACACUGCCGGACAGAGUGACGCGUUGGGGCGCUGCAGGGAUGGUACAGUCAGAACAGCCAUCCACAUGCUGCUGUACCAAAACACAGUGCUGGGGUUGCCAUGGUGACUGUACCUUUACAGGGCACCUUUCAUGUCAGAUUAAAUUUGCCCCAUCUAUAGUUAUCAUUGCCCCCCUGCUAAGGACUCUAUUGCUCUGACUCUGCUCGGUGGUGGUUCUAGAGGCCCCCCCCACCUUGUAUUCCUGCAGUGCUGUGAAGGUGGGGCCCCUGGCCCCUGUUACUUUCCCACACUAAAUAUACCUCAGUUAUUUCCCUUUAUAAGCUCAGCCUGUGUGUCCCGAGAUUCUCUGCUGUUCCCUCCGUCAUUAUCGAGAGUGUAGAGUUGGGUAUGGAUGGUAGGGCCGUCUCCCUGCCAGUAUCGUGGGAGUACCGUGUGUAAGGCAGGUGAUUUGGUCCCCACCAAUGUUGGAACCAAACCUACACCCUUUCAUCUUUAUUAACUUUGCGUUAUCAUUAUUAUUAUAGAACUUAAAGUCUCCAGUUGUACUCCCCCAUGCACUGUAGGGCAAGUUUUCGGUCUAAACGGAAAAAUUGGAAUCACAAAAAAGAUUAAAAGAAUAAUGUCUAUAUUUUAAAAUGGAAGUGUGCACUAUCAUUACAAUUAUUGCCUGUGAGAAGAAAUCAAUAAUGACAAUUGCUGUCAAAAUAUGAGCUUAUUAUUAUAAUUAUAAUAAUAAACUUUGGCGAGGUGUU